UGACUAUUUACCACAAUCUCGCGAGAUCUUGUGCCACCUUACACGGAGGAUACUUACAGCUACAGUCUUGUCUCGUUACGCGGUCGACAUCACAUUCUUCUGCUAAACAGACAACAUAAUACAUAUUUUUGCUGAACGUUCACAACUCUAUCGUAGGUGUCAUGCGCGCUCCUCUGCGGUGGGUGCUGUGGGAUGUAAAAGACACUCUGCUGAAGGUGCGUUCCUCUGUCGGAGAACAAUACUGUGAUGAGGCUAAACGAAUGGGCCUCAGCCUCAACCCUGCGGAGGUCAAUGCUGCUUUCAGUCAGGCGUAUCGACAUCAUUCCAGCACAUUCCCAAACUACGGCAUCACUCACGGACUGGAUGGACAGUCUUGGUGGAAGGCAGUGGUGAAAGCCACCUUCUCCCUGUGCAAGGUGCGGGACCCGGCCAUACUGAAUACGAUGGCCCACCAUCUAUACCAGAACUUCAGCAAAGCAGAGAACUGGGAGGUAUUUCCAGACUCAAAGGUGGCUUUGGAGAACUGCUCCUUGCUGGGACUGCAGCUGGGAGUGGUUUCCAACUUUGACAACCGCCUUGAAGCCAUCCUACACAGUUGUGGGCUGCUGUCUCACUUCAGCUUCCUGGUGACGUCAGAAGGAGCAGGUGUAGAGAAGCCCGAGGCGGCCAUUUUUAACCAGGCACUGCAGAAGUGCGGCGUGCCGGCUGCCAGCGUAGCGCACGUCGGGGACCACUACGUGAACGAUUACCUGGCGUCACGCUCGGUCGGUAUCCAUGGCUUCCUUUUGGACCGAAAAAGCCCCUUUGAGCGACGUGAUGUCCCUAAAGAGCAUCGGCUGUCAUCGCUGGAUGAGCUGCCUGUGCGACUUAAACAGCACAUGGACGCACAAUAGCAUCAUUUUAUUGAUGCACUUCCAUCCAUCCAUUCCCUACCGUUUGUCCCUCUUCGGGCUGCUGGAGCCUAUCCCAGCUGCACUCAGGCAGAAGGCGAUGUACACCCUGGACAAGUCGCCACCUCAUCGCAGCGCCAACACAGACAGACAACAUUCACUCACAUUCACACACAGAAUGAAGGAAUUCCAAAGGGAGCUUGUCUUGCUUGAACACCAGUUACAUUUUUUCUUAGUUGUGUAAUGUUCUAAUCCAACAUGUGUUUUAUUGCCUCUGUCGCAAGCCAAUAUAAAACAAACUUUGGACUGCACUUCGAACAACUCUGAACUAAAAUAUUAAUUUGUGCACAUUGAACCAACAGGCUGUGAUAUUAAGAGACAUAAACAGGAAGUGAACCCGUGUGACGUCACAUAAACCGGACGUGCACCCUUUGUUUUGCCUCCCAAACUGUAAGAGAAAAUAAUUUAGUUAAAUGAUCAUUAAUUUUCCCUAUAGUAAGCAAAAAAAAGGCCACACAGACUGUUUAAUUUAAUUCUUCAUUUGAAAAGAAAUAUAGACCAAGAGUCCGUCCAAAAGACAGGUUAAGCAUCAGUUGGACCCUCUUUUGUAUUGGAAAUACAUGUAAAUACACAACAUUGUGUGUGUGUUUACACACAUCAAAGCUGUAAUAGGAGACGGAGGAACAUUACUCUGUAAACAUCAGACACAGAAAGUUUGUGUAUCGCUCCGUGCCUCUCCUUUGGCAUCGGCUUACCACCACAUCAAUUUUUAAAUGGUAGAAGCUGCCGCGUUUUAACUGUCAGUUUUAACAUUCUUUGCUGCUUUGCCAAUUUUGGAGGAGCAUUUCUUUUGUCUUUUUCUGACAGAUCUGAAAUUAAGAGGCAAUUCCAAAACACACCAAUAGUGGAUUUAGAUGAAAUAGGUGCACCAAAAAAGAUAAAAUCUGUGAUUUACAAGAAAAGUGCAGAUUUUAGGAAGCAUUGAGCAAGCUUGCAGAAAAGUGCCAUGUGAACUAAACGUAGUGGAGGACCAAACACCCGAUGUGCACCAGUGGUGUGUUUUCCCUCUCCGGCUCUUCCAUUUAAAAACCUCUGGCCAACAUUACAGAACUAAAACUGACAGAUAUUUUACUCUUAUCAUAACUGGAAACAUGGCGUUGGAAAUGAAACACGCUCUGUUUGACGGACAUCCAGGGAUCUUCAGCUGUUCAGUCCAUCAAUUCCCAUUUCUGUCACGUGAA
Nerophis ophidion (straightnose pipefish) is the source of this 2131-nucleotide messenger RNA. Its product is annotated as haloacid dehalogenase-like hydrolase domain-containing protein 3. The transcript is spliced from 4 exons. Bases 162 to 893 code for a protein of 243 amino acids. Lineage: Eukaryota; Metazoa; Chordata; Actinopteri; Syngnathiformes; Syngnathidae. The record is from RefSeq and is a predicted model, not a curated record.